Messenger RNA from Fusarium odoratissimum NRRL 54006, 228 nucleotides. RefSeq lists its product as uncharacterized. The coding region runs from base 1 to 228 and encodes 75 amino acids. The record is from RefSeq and is a predicted model, not a curated record. NCBI's taxonomy places the organism in Eukaryota, Fungi, Ascomycota, Sordariomycetes, Hypocreales, Nectriaceae. The transcript has a single exon.
AUGGACAAAGUGGCCAGGCUACGACGGAAGAAGGAUCAGCAAAAGGCUUCUGCCUGUCGUCAGAAGGUGCUUCGCCGAUGGUGGGAAAAGCGCUCCAUCAACCGCGACGUCACUACGCAACAGAGCAAGAACUUUGAGAAGCGAAAGGGUCGUCGCGCAGAGCGGGAGGCUGAACAAAAUUUUCUCAAUGAGGAAUUCAACGCCAUGGUCAUGGCUGAGCGCGAGUAG